Molecule: messenger RNA, 4635 nt
Organism: Amphibalanus amphitrite
Lineage: Eukaryota; Metazoa; Arthropoda; Thecostraca; Balanomorpha; Balanidae
Product: bromodomain-containing protein 4B-like
Exons: 3
Coding region: 61-4350 (1429 amino acids)
Source: RefSeq, a predicted model, not a curated record
CAGUGAGUGACCGCUGCGGCGGCGCGGGGCUGCGUGUGUGUCUGUGAGGGAGCUGGGACCAUGCCCGUGCCCGUCGAGGAGCCGACCGUCCACACCAGCGUGAGGCAGGCCAUCAGCUUCUUCGGCGGCGCUGCCAAACAUCCAAAGUCCCAGCUGACGGCAGUAGCUCUCCCUGAUCAGCAGCGACUACCCGCUCCCCAGGCGACCAGAGACGAUGACAGCGGAGGACGGACGACGGUCGACGUCCGCGGCGAGGCGGAGCAACUCUGGCCCGGACACGACCCCCGUGCAGACGGUGUCGGCGGCCCGGCCGGCCGGCCGAGGUUCCUCUCGCUGGACCCGGGCGACGUGUACGAGGCUUUCGACGGCCAGCGCUCCGGUCUGCUGAAACCCAGCCAGCUGGCGCACCGGCGCGCCGCGGCGCCCGCCAGGAGACCGUCGCCGCCGCCCGACUACCGGCCCACCGACUGGGCCGGACUCACCAAGAAGGCGUUCCUGUGGUCGCGGUUCAGCGACGAGGACCGCCGGCUGGUGCUGCAGACUCCGCGCGGCCGGCGCCGCAGCGUGCCCGCCGCCGAGACCCGGCACAGAGCAGACACGUUCGAGGCCGCCUUCCACAAGUUCCAGGAGCUGGGGUGUGCGCGCCCGGCGCGCGGCCGCGGCCGGCCGGCCGGCAGUCGGCCGCCGCCGCCGGCGCUGGUACCCAUCUGGCUGUCGGGAGGUCUGAGCGGAGCCGUGCGCUGGCCCGGCUCCGGCGAGAGCAGGACCUCGUCCAGCGGCACCCCCGAGGGCAGCCCGCCGCUGCGCGCCGCCGCCGGCACUCCGGACCGGCGCUCGGUGCGCAGCGAUGGCUCCGGCUCCGGCUCCGGCUGCGGCUCCGGGUCGGACCUCGUGUUUCCGGCCGAGUCCCCGGACCGGGCGGCCCACCGGCGGCUGUCGUCGCCCGGUCCCCUGGCGCGGGUCUGUCUGGUGCCGACCGGCCCGGGAUCCCACCAGGAGUCGGGCAGCGCGGCGGCGGUGGCCGUCAGCCCGGCGGCGCCGCGGCCGGCCUCCAUGCCGCCCCACCUGCCGGUCAGCAGCGCGCUGCGACACAGCGGCGCUGACGCGGCUCAGAGGAAUGCAGAGCACGCCACUCGGCCGGCUGCAGCAGACACCGAGCGGCGCGGGGAGGCCGGCGCGUCAUCAAGCGGGGAGCGGCGGGCGACGGCUGAUCGGGGGAGCGAUCAGCGAGUAUGCACACCGAUGCCAGAGUUGCACCCGAUACGACCUCAGCCUGCGCCACGGACCGUGAAGGAAAGUUUGAACCAACCAGCAGUUCCCCAGCCCUCCAGCCCGGCGCGACUCAACAAUGGAGACAUCGAGAUCGGUCUGGAGAGUGACGAGCGGCCGUCGGCCGGAGAGGAGUCAGACGGCAGAGCAGAGGACUCCGCUGCUGAGGAGGACAAACACGGAGAUGAGCCUACCGGCGAGGAGGGAGGAACGGGCGCCGAGGGCGACCGGCCGCCGCCGCCGCCCCGGCGCCGCGUCCAGGUGGAGCGGCACAACAGCGAGGUGCACCUGCGACUGAGCCGGUCCAGCGAGCAGAUGAUCCGACAGCUGGAGCGAAUCCAGUACGAACCCGGUCAGACAGACGAGGACGGCGUGGAACUGAAGAAGAAGAAGCCGAAGAGCUUCCGCAGGAAGUUGAAGGAGGUGUUGCGGCGAGCCAAGGAGGACGAGGCGCUGCUGCAGGACUUCACCGAGUACCUGGUGGUCGUGCGGCCCGACAAGAUGAUCCUGAAAAGGGUUGGGGAGGUGUCGAAGGAGGAGCCGCCGCUGAUGACGAGGGCGGCGCGGGGCCGCGGCGGCCGCCACCCGGGCCAGAGGCGGCCGCACACCACCUCAGUCGGUCCGGACGACGUGUUCUCUCCGCGGCGAACUGCUGACGACGGGCGGGGCGUCACCCCUCCACCCAGCUCCUGGUGCCACCCAGACGAGGAGGUGCCCUUCUCACCGCGCUACGGAGCGGACGGCUCCCCGGCAUCGACGGCGUCCAAAGGCGAGCCAUCUGAGGGCGGGUCACCGCCGCCCCGCGAGUCGCUGGUGGAUUUCAUCAGCCGCUACAGCCAGCGGCCGCGGCUGGAGGCACGGCGCCGCUGUCGGCAGCCGCCGCCCGCCCAGACCGUCACCGACACGGGAACGGAGGGGAGCACGACCCUCCCUCCGCCGGCUCCGCCGGGUCCUGGUCAGUCACACUCUGACAAUCUCCCGGCGCAGACUGAUGUACCAGCCUGCGGCAAUGAGACGACCCAGAGCGGCGGGAGGGACAAAUGUCACCCCAGCGCCGAGUGCACGGACCGGGACGGGGAGCGGACGCCGCCGCCGCCGCCGCCGCCGCCGCCCACCUCCAGCCCGGUGCAGUCACCCGACUCGACCCAGGCGGGGGAGCGGCCGGCCGCAGGCGGAUAUGACGUCAGUCGGUAUACAGAGAGCAUCACACCACCGGCGCAGGCCGAGGAUGGGGACGACCGUACGGCAGACGACGGGACACAGGCGCCGUCUGGAGCUGAUGAGAAAACCCAGCGAGAUGGAGGCUCUUCAGAGCCGAACCAUCCCCAGACAGAGGCCAAAACACAAUGUCCUGUAUCUGAGACGAACCGAGAUGGUCCUCUACCGGCGCCACCGUCGGCCGCCGGGCAGACACAAGUCGAGGCUCCUCCCGUCCGGCCGCCCGCACAGGCAGGUGAGCCGCUGGGAGCCCCGCUGAGCCCUCCAAACAUCACAAUCACCCGCGUCAGCCGGCCGGCGCGCCCGCCGUCCUCCCCGCCCUCUGAGGCGGCUCGGCAGGCGCUGAAGCGGCCCGGCGCCCCCGGACAGACGCUGCCACUGAAGAAGCGGCGUCUGGAGACUGCUGAGCAGAAGGCACAGCGCUGCCGGCUGCUGGAGGCGGCGAGCGACCCGCAGACGGAACAGCCGCCGCGGCGCGCCCACCACCUGGACAUGGCGCUCGUGAAGGGGUAUGAGUUCCUGUUCCAGCCGCCGAGCGAGGAGCACGCCAUUACCAGGAUCCUGAACCCGUCCUUCGAGCCGUCACUGGCCAUGGCGGCGCCGCCCCCGCCCGGAGAUAGACAGAGGCAUCCGACACAGGCGCGUCAGCAGCCGCCGGGGCAGCACCCGCAUCCACAGCAAUACCAACAUCAGCAGCCACCUAUCCAUCAGCCGCAGCCGCACCUGGUAAACCACCACCACCAUCCGCAGCCGCCCCUGCCGCAGCCGCAGCCGACCCGCCCUCAGAGAGCGCAGCCCGGCGGUCAGCAGCCGCGCGGUAAGAAGGGCGGCUCGGGACCGGCGGGGAGCCCGGGCGCGGCGGCCGUCCGCCACCCGGUCGGAACGCGGCGAGUGCCGCUGCCGGCGCCGCCGCUGGCCGCUCCGUACCCGGCGCUGCCGCUGCCGCCGCCGGCCUCCAUGAGCCCCAGCGUGCACGCGCUGUUCGAGGCGUACGAGCGGGCGGCGCGGCGGCCGCCCGAGCCCGGUGACAGGAGGGCGUUCCGACUGUACGAGCCGGCUGGGGUGGAGAGGCACCGGCCGCCGCUGCCGCCGCCGGCAGGGUAUAGCGCCGGGUGGCAGCAUCACCUGCAGCUUCAGCAGCAGCAACAGCAGCAGCAGAUGGAGCUGCACCACCAGCAGUGGCUGCAGCAGAGCCAACAGGAGCGACAAUUCUACAUGCAGAGAGAGCAGCAGCAGCAGGUGCAUCAGCAGCAGCAGCAUAUGCAACAGCACCACCUACAGCAGCUCCAGCUUCAGAAGCAGCAACAGCAGUCGCACCCGAGACAUGAUCACCAGAUGCAGCUGCACCACCAGCAGCAACAACUGCACCAUUAUCAGCAUCACUACCAGCCGGUCCACCAGCCUGUCCAACAGCCCCAGCAUGAGGCGCAGCGGCAGAGCGGCCACCAAGGACAGCCUCAGCCGCAGCAGCAGGCCCUGACACACCAACAUCAGCAGCACCAGGACCGGCCGCAGCAGCAGCAGGUUCAUCAACACCUUCAGCAGCAGCCGCAGCAGCAACCUCAGCCACCACAGCAGCCGCAGCGCCACCCCUCUGCCCAGUCCCACCCUCCGCCGCAGCCGGCGCUGCAGGGCUCAGCCUCCUCUGCCGCUCUGUCGGGCAGCUGGGGCGCCGCCGCCGCCGGCUGGUGCCCGCAGGACCCGGCGCAGGGCCGGCGGCCGGUGGGUGCCGGCGCCGACCCGGCCGUCUGCUACCCCUGUCCAGAGUACCAGGGCGCGCGCCGGCACGUCUACCCGACCCUGGGGGAGCCGUGGGCGCCGGUGGGGCCGGUCGGCUGGCCGCCGCGCCCCGGCGCCCUGUAAUGCCCCCCCCCCCGCCGACCGCCCCCGCCCGCUGCUCACAAGGACAUGCCCUUUCGCUCAAGGAGUUGUGCUCGUCGGAUGAGGUUUUGCAUCCCAGAUGUUUUAUCACUCGCCUGUGUGGUGUUACAGGCGGGAAAUGUAUUUAUUAUGGCAUGUCCUCUAUUGAGCUGAAUGAUACGCUGUUACGUCAGUGUGCGUGAAUUUUAUCCGUCCCGUAAUUACGUGUCACGUUUUAUUGUUUUUUAAGUGUGCAUCUCGAUAUAAUACACCAUUCUACUUUCGUGA